Scomber japonicus (chub mackerel) is the source of this 326-nucleotide messenger RNA. It is a transcript of the gene spa17, whose product is annotated as sperm autoantigenic protein 17. The transcript is spliced from 3 exons. Bases 54 to 326 code for a protein of 90 amino acids. Gene Ontology annotation, molecular function: calmodulin binding. The record is from RefSeq and is a predicted model, not a curated record. Lineage: Eukaryota; Metazoa; Chordata; Actinopteri; Scombriformes; Scombridae.
AGGCAUACUAGGUCAGCUCACCUGAAGACUGAAGUCAUCUCUGAGAGUAAGACAUGGACUGUCACAAUGAGGAGUGCAGCCGGCCCCAGGAGGAGGAGGACAUCAUGGACAUUCCCCUGGAUGACCCAGAGGCCAACAGGGCCGCUGCCAAGAUCCAGGCUGGUUUCCGUGGUCACAUGACCCGUAAGAAGAUGAAGCCGGAGGACAAAGCAGAAGGGGAGGAGGUGAGCAGCACUGGGGAUGUGCUCAACGGCAGCCAGGGGGACACAGAGACAGGAGGAUCGGGGGCAGUAGAGGGAGACGACACAUCUGUGCCAGAGCAGUGA